Molecule: messenger RNA, 3912 nt
Organism: Daphnia magna
Lineage: Eukaryota; Metazoa; Arthropoda; Branchiopoda; Diplostraca; Daphniidae
Exons: 3
Coding region: 38-2536 (832 amino acids)
Source: RefSeq, a predicted model, not a curated record
GUCGGAACAGUUGACGAAAUUCGACCAUUUAAUAGCGAUGUGGAUACUACAAAGUUCAUCGGAAGAACUUGGAGAAAGUGCAUUUAAGAAGGUAGGCGAGACAGUAUCUCGUGAAGAGUUGCCGUGCCCGAAAGACUCGGAAGAAGGGGCCGAGAAAAUCUGGAAAUAUCUGUUGAGCGAAGGAGUCAUCAAAGAACCUAAAGUUGCCUUUAAGCCGGGACUGAACGCCAACAAGGAGGACAUCGAAAUCCGGAGGAAAGAAAUCACGAAAGUGGUUGAAUCAUUGGCCGGCGUUAAAGAAAUUUGCUGGAAGCACCGACCGCCACCGAAACCGGUGACCGAGCAUUCCGUUUACUACGAUGUCCCAAGUUAUUGGGCGGACAGCGCGUGGAAUACCGUUGGAAAUGCGUUCAACUACGUCAAUCCCUUCGGUGGCAAGAAAUCGGACGAUGCGAGCCAGGCUACCAAUGUUGACGAAUGGCUAACCGAGAAACAAAACAAACAACACCUGGAAGCCUACAAGAGGGACGUCGUUUCGGCUUUGUUCAGCAGCAUAGGCCAGUUAAAGACCAUUCCGAUGGUGAACACUACGCUCAAGCCGCUUUCCGACUAUUUCGUGUCGGACACGUCGAGGACGUAUCCAGCGGAGGAAAUGCAAAGUUUAGCCGGCAAAUCCUUUACAGGAGUCAUCAAGUUAGAGGCGCACAAAACUUGGUGGGACUACUGGGACAGGCGAGCUUUCUACGUAGCCAUGGCAGGCGUCGCCCAAAUCGCGUUAGGGGUGGCCUUAGCCACAAUGUCGGGCGGACUACUCGCAGUUGUCAGUAAAACUCUCAUCGCUGAAGGAGUGAGUGACAUUGGCUACGCAAUCCAGGCUGGGCUGACGGGUACUUUCUCCUGGGGAGGUUACUUGUCACACAAAAAAUGGAGCCUGGCCAUGUCUGUCGCCACAGCCGGGCUGGGUGCGUAUUUGACAAAAGGAGCGGCAGCUGGCCGUCUGGCUGCAAUGGGAUUCCAGGGCAAAGUGGGUUUGGCCCUCUGCUGGGCAGCAACCAAGAGAGCGCUGGCCAAGUGUGGUCAAGCUGUGCUGUCUACGAUGACUAGCAUGGGCGUCGAGAGGCUGUUGUCUUGGCUAAAAAAAUUCGUCAUCGAAAACGUUUUGACGCACGUGAAAUUCCUCAUCAGCAAGGCUCUGUGGUUUAUUUUCAACUCCCUAAGCAAUGCCCUCGAUCGGAUCUGUGGCGCUGCUGCAAAGAUGGGACGAAGCGUGGAUGAUGUGAAACAAGUGAUCGACGGCUACUUGGACAAAGCGAAAUCGUCAGAUCUUUACACGCUAUGGGGACGUCGCAUGGCUGGGCAGGCGACUUCGGUCGGAGGCGCCAUAGGACGUUGUUUCUCCGAGUCGCAAGACGUCUUGAAAGCGGAAGGCAAGAUUGAACUAUUUGAAGGGGAGAAAGCCGAGGGACUUGACGUCUUUAAAAAAUCAUUUAAAUUUGUGGGCUACACCGAAAAGGCGAUAAAGAUUGUCAAUUGGAUCAAGAACGGCACGGAGAUCUUGGGUCUCAUCACGUUCGCACCAGAAUACGUCAAGAACGUGGAGAGCUCCCUGUCUGAGGAAGCGAGAAAACUAGAAGCUGAAGAACAGGAGAAGGAAGCGACGCAACAAGCUCACCAAAACCAAGAGUCGAUCAACGAAGAAGAGAAAGAAGAAGACCAGCUAAAUGCCGAUGAAUCGGCCGAAACGACUCAUGCGACGUACAGUGUAGCGUCGACAACCACAGCCGAAUCCGAGACGAAAGUGUUCAACGAAUACAAACAGAAGGUGAAAGAAAGAAUAGAAGGCGACGUUGUCACCUACAUGGUGGAUAGUGUGACCAAGACAUGGGUGCAACCCUGGCUGCAGAGCAAAAUCGAGGGCCUCAUCGUAUCCGCAGGUCAGAAUGUGUUGGAGCGCAUUGGCAGUAUGUGGAAGGGAUCGCAAGGUGAUUCGAAAAUGGCCGACAAUCAAGCCGAAGAAAACGAGGCAUUGAACGACGAAGAGGCGAAAAAAGCUGAAAGUGAAAAGAAAGCCGCCGCUGCCAAGAAGGAACUUGAAGACUCGCUCGGGGAAGGAAACAGCCAGAAAGAGACGGAUGAAAAUGGAAACACUGUCGUUCAACCAAAGGAAUACAAAGAUGUUGUCACCAGUAUGGGUCAAGGCCAAGCCGCUGGUCUUCUGCAGAUGCAGAUGGUAGCGAAUGCAACUAAUUGCACGCUCGUAAUAAUUGACAAAACGGAAGAGAAGGAUUUCAAAAGCGACGACGGCCAAUUCAGCAUAACUCCGGAUGGAAAAUCUGAGAAAACCAUUCAACUCGUAUACACGAAGAACGAAGAUGGCACGAAGCAUGUUUCUCUCAUUGGUCCCGAUGGUAAAGAAAUGCAACUUCCGCCUUCUAUGAUGAAUGCGAACGGGACGCCAGUCCCCCGAACCGUUGUCUUUACGAGGCUGUCGCUGGUGCUCUGGGUAAGAAUGUGGACGAUCUCCUAUCGCAGGUGAAGGAGAAUGCACUCAACGAUAAAAUGUCGCAAUACCUGUACGAUCAGAAAGUAAACGAGGCCUUACCGCACAUGCGAGUUGGUCGGAAAUGCGAAGGUGAACGUGCUGAUCUGUUCCUCCUUGUAGACGAAAAUGGGAACGCUCGUCAUGUUUUAACUAGUAUAACAAAGAAAAAUCUGAAAGGCGGCAGUGAAGUUACUGACGCUGCGAGAAAAGAACUAAAAAGCGAUGAGGAAAGAGAGGAAGAUGACCAAUGUGGCCAUUUGAUAGCGUUUUUUCUCGGCGGUGGAGGUGGUAAAAAAAUGCACAAUGUGGUUAACAUGAACAGUUCGCUCAAUCAAGGCGCGUACAAAAAAUUAGAAAUGGAGUUGGCAAAAUUCUUGGAGGAAAAUGAGAACGCAAGAGUUGACGUAGAUAUCUCACUGAAUGAGGGGAUUACGAACGGUAACCUUAAGAGUCCGUUAAAUCUCCGGUUUUCCUGGCGUAUGUCCGUAAACGAUGAUGUCGUAUCUCACAGCAGUGUAUUCUUCGUGAACAAGGCCGAUUCCAAGACACACAAUGAAGUGGCAUAUAAAGAGAAGCCGCAGUACCAGGAUACACCUAUUCAUCGCGUCAAUAAUCCUGAAGGGGGAAAACCUCCCACAGCGGAAAUUGUUCAUUUUGACGGACGGCAAGAGUCCAUCCGUCCUGGCUUAACGCUGGCUCGCCCUGGCGACUACAAACCCGCGAUUCAAGAAAACGAACAACACAGAAGAAAUCAGAUUCUUGAAGUGAAUGAAGAGGAAGAUGUGCCAGUGAGGAGACAAGCGCAGAACUGAAAGUGCAAGAACACACCGCAGUACAAAUCCCAGUGAAGAAGACAAACCAAAGCAAAACAGCAGAAGUGAAAGACCCAGUGAAGACAAGAUUUUCAAACCGAAAGUGCAAUAACAGGUACAGUUUAAAAAAUGUCGGCUUGUAUUCAAGUUUGUGAGGGAUAAAACGGAAUAAGAAAACAAAAGCAAAAAACAAAUAUGUGAAAUGCAUAUCUAAGUUGAUAUCGAUAUUGCCUUGCUAAGAAAAGUAACAUGGCAUACAUUUCAUUUUCAUUAUUUGGGCAGUAGAAUAUGUUAUUUGGGGGGAUGAAAUAAUCAUUCAUUUACAAAUGCUUAAUAAAAUUCAUUUUAUCAGUUGAACAUUUAAUAAUAGACAUGCAAUCAAAGCUACUUUGGGGAAACUUAAUCCUAGAAAUGUUCCCUUGUAUGCUCCCUUAUUAGUUAACAGAUGUUUAAGCACACAUUAAAAAAGCUUCAGCAUAGUGCAUUUACUUACAUAAUAGCCAAAUGAAUACUUCUGUUUUUUUGUUUUGUAUACCAAAUAAAGAUAAAAUCAUGAAA